GCACUUUAAAUAGAGGUCGAAUGUAUCGAAAGGUUUUACGUUGUCGUUUCAGCGGGCGCUAAACUCAGGGGCGCUCGUAUUUGAAUUUCGGAUAAAAAUAAAACCAUGUAAACUGUUAGAAGUUUAAGAUGACUAACAAAAACACACGAACAAGGAUGACAGUUGGGCUGAGAGACGGCAUCGGUUUCGAUGACCCGAAUAAUUCGGGCAGAAAGCUUGACGGUUGUGACGAGGAGGAGAGCGGAGAUCAGGGGAGCGAGGAGCGUAGUACAAAGAGAGACGGAUUGGAAAUUCAUACUCUAUCAACUACGGGCUGCACCAGUUCAGCACCGGUUAUUACCACCUCCGUAUCGAACCCGUCUGGACCUUGCUCGAGCCAACAGCCCCGGUCCUCGACAGCACCGAGUCACGACCAGCAUCAUUUUCUGAGAUCCAGCGUUCGACCCCCGAGCAAACGAAUCCGGAAGGAUUCCAUCGCCCCAACUAUCAAUGGUCACAACGGGGCGAAAUCGAAAGGUUCAGAGAAUGGUCCCUCUCACCAGGUGUCGGCUGGUCAGUCCGGCUCCACGUCAGGCUCUACGGGACCCUCAGGCAAGGCUGCCCCUAGAGGCCAAGGACCCGGGGACAAGGAGGAGCCAGUGGGCAGCCAGAAGAGACCCAGGAGACAGUGGGAGUCCUGGAGUGCAGAGGACAAGAACAGCUUCUUCGAAGGGCUCUACGAGCAUGGGAAGGACUUUGAGGCGAUCCAGACAAACAUAGCGUUGAAGCAUAAGAAGGGGAAGCCAGCCAGCAUGGUGAAGAACAAAGAGCAAGUCCGACACUUCUACUACCGCACCUGGCACAAGAUCUCCAAGCACAUCGACUUCGCCAACGUGUACUCCCGUGUGCUGAAGAAGUCCUCUCAGGAGCUGUACGGUCUCAUCUGCUACGCUGAGCUAAGGAAGAAGGUUGGAGGAUUGAUGGACGAUAAGAACGUGGCCAAGCUUAACGAGCUCAUCCAACAGGGGGCGACCACAGUGCGUUCUAAAGGCAGGAAUCUGCGCAUCAAAGCUCCCAUGUGCCGUGCGCUCAAGAGGCUGUGUGACCCAGAUGGAGUGAGUGAUGAAGAGGACCAGAAGCCUGUGCGUCUACCUCUGAAAGUUGCUGUGGAGCUGCAGCCGCGUAGCAACCACUCCUGGGCCCGUGUCCAGAGUCUGGCCCAUAAUCCUCGCCUCAGGAUGGUGGUGGAGCUGCAUAGGAAGGUGUCCAGCCUGAUCGAGUUCCUGAAACAGAAGUGGGAUGUCCAGGAUCAGCUCAUCCUGAAGAGCCUGCAGGAGCGCGAGGCGUUAGAGGGAACCCAACAGCACAGUGGUGGCUGUAGCGGCAGCCCUGCUCUUCCCUGCAGAGCAGACGAGGACCUGUUCCUGUACCCAGCUGAGACCAGCACCCUGACCGCCCUGCCCAGCGUAGCCCGUGUGGUACACUCCAAGGCCUCCUGCACCGUCCACUGGCAGGAGAGCGGCAAGCCCCGGCCCGGCCCCAAGGAGCUGAUCCCCACCGCCCAGAUUCUGGGCAUCCAGGGGGCCCCGCUCCUCCUCCUCCCUCGGGGGGGUGUGGCCAAACCUGGGUGGGGCGGUGGUGGUGGGGAUGCUCGACGGGUAGGGGGCGAGACCCCUGUAUCCAUGCCUGAAGGAGGAACGUCGGGAGGAGGAGUAGGGCCAGAGCACAAGAAUCUGAACCAGAUAACAUCUCCUUCUCCUGUACGUCCUCUUCCUUCUCCUUCGUCUUUGCUGCUGUUGUCUAUGGCUCAGAAACAGGAGGGUGGUGCAGCCGCGGGGCAGGUGGAAGGGGAGAAGGGGCUGGGGGGAGGACCAGGGGUAGGGAAGGCCUUGGGGGCCAAGGAAGGAGAUGGGGACUCCAAUUCUCAGGGCCAGGGGGAAGGUUCUUGCUCUGCUACUGAGCCGUGCAGGCAUGAUGAGCGGACCCCAGGGCUUAACGGCAGUGACAGUGCCUCUCCAGAGAGGAACUCCCUCCCCCUGUUGGACCCCCUGGUUCCCACCACACCUCCACUGGCAACGGUGCCGCAACAGGUGGAGGAUGUCCCUCCAGACCAGGGGCAGGGGUGGACAGCAGCCCCAGGAAAAGAGGAGUGUGAUGGAGGCAGCACCCCAACCCCGGUGUCUGGUGGUCGGUCGGCCCAGCGGAUCUGUGAUGAGGGCUGGAGCUCGCGGGGGUCAGACAGCAACGUGACUCUGGCAGAGCUGUACCUGAUGCUGGGGAAACCUGGGAAACUGCAGCUUCUGUACGAGUGGCAGCCGGCUGCUAUUGCAGCCCCGGAGCUGGGGGAGGAGGGGCUACAGGGACCAGGGCAGACAUGCCCACAGCUACAGUCACCACGCCCUCUGCCCCCACCCUCCACCCACCGUGUCCUGCGCUGUCUGCUCCGGCUGGUGUCAUCAGAGGUCAACCCCAAACCUGCUCCAGAGCUGUGCUCCACAGCCGCGUCUCCGGUAAAGCCAUCCCAGGAGGAACAGUCCCUCACCCCCCCAGGCAAGGCCCCGGCUGUGGGGUUACGGAGCCCCAACUGUGGACGACUGCCGCCCCUGGGGGUCCGAGCGGCAAAGCUGAUGUUAACAAACACUGGAUUGUCCGGUCGUAACCUCCCGCGGUCUCUGCUGGUGUCCGGGGGGGACUCAGAUGGUGGGGUGUUUGCCGUUCCCACCACCCUGCCCCCCAACAGCUCCCGACACUCCCGCAUGUUCUCCCCCAACAAGGAGGCCGAGCUCGCCUUCCGACAACAGCUCGACUCCAUCAGCAUGCAGUCAGACAUUUUCCUGCCGAAACAAAGGAAAAACAGGAGCCGGCCACUUCGAAAGCCCCUCGUGGUCCAGAGAACCCUGCUCCCCCGCACCACUGGAGACACUCCUCAACACGUCUGCUCCUUCUCCAUCCUCUCCAACUCAUCUGCCACUGUCUCCCCCUCAGGAACAGGCUCUUUCCGGCCAAUCCAGCCCCGUCUCUCUCCCUCCACCCGCCCCCUCCUCCCCAGAACUCCGCCCAUCACCUCUGGCCCUAGGAUGUCCAGUCAGCUCUCCAGUGCCAUUGACCUGGCAGCCAAGUCAGCAGGCAUCAUCCCAGGCAGCCCCUGUCGGGAGUUGGAGGCCCCCAGUCCAGACGGAAGGCCCCUCUCGACCUCUCACCCUGGAGUGGCGCAUGCUAGUCAUGGUCCUCCCCAGACACAGCUCCUUCAGCAGGCCUCCUCUGAGGUUUCGCUGCAGAACGGCCUCACCCCUCUGUCUCCAGGAGUGGCAGGUGACUCUCUCCUCUCCCCGCCCAGCGUGGCCUCUCUGCUGGACAUCUCUCUCCCGGGACCCCUGGAGGAAGCCAUGGCUCCUGGAGGGCCACAAACGCACAUCAGUGACUCAAUCAUUGAGCUGGCCAUCAACUCGGCACACUACGGUGAUGAGGCAUCCCUCUCUCCUGCCAAGCUGAAUGGUAGUGAGUGCUCUAAGCUCCUACCCUGUACCUCAGUCAGCCCCUCCAGAGGCUGGAUCCCUUCCCCCAGCCAUGACCCCCAGUGGUACCCCAACGACUCUACUGACUCUUCAUUUGGCUGCCUGCUAUCGAGCCUGGUGUCCCCUGAUAAGGGUAGACGAAGCUCCCUGACCCCCUCCAGUGGAACAGCCCUCCUCGGACCCAGGUUUCUGGACUGCAACUCCCAUGAUUCCUUUCAGUCCCGCGGCCUGCCAGACGUAGCAGAGGUUGACACCCAGCUGGCCUGCAUGAUGAGUGAGAGCAGCGUGGAUUACAUCGCCCGCUUCAACGAUUUGGCACAGGAGCUGGCUGUCACAGAGCCGCACCUCCUGCCACCUUGAGUUUGAAUAGACUGAAGGCGGGUUUAAGAAAUGUCUGUCAGUUGCCCCUCCCACACCUUCAAAAUUGCAAGGACAAAGGGGGUGGAGAAACACUCCUUCCCCUAAUAUAGUUUGUGAAAGAAAGUGCAAUGGUCAUGGCCUGAACAGAAGAAGCACUCAGAUCUACCUUGGCACAGUCCAACUGGAACAGGUUUAAACUCGUUCUGAUGGUUUCAACUGGUUCUGAAAUGGUUACCUCUGGUUCUGAAGGUCUGUGGUCUGGUUUCAACUGCUUCUGAAGGAACGUGGACUAGUUUCAACUGGUUUGAUGGCCUGUGGACCAGUUUCAACUGGUUCUGAUGUGUUUGGAAUGGUUUAAGAUAGUUCUGACUGGUUUCAACUGGUUCUUAUGGGUUCUGACCAGCGUCAACUUGUUCUAACGGGUUCCAGCUGGCUUGUUUGUUUGGACCAUUCUGUCUGUUCUGCCUAGCGAGCAGGCCUUUAAUUAUUAUUAUUUUUUUUUAAACACUUAACAUUAAUCCCAUUUACAAAACACAACCUCAUGUAAAGUAUAACACAAUGCCAUAUAUGAACAAAAGACUGGGUCUCCAUUUCUGUCCUUUUGUCUCCCUCUUCUUCCCUCUGAGAAAUAUCAACCCGAAGACAUUUGCGUGCAAAAUGUAAAUGUCAGACUAACUUGAAAGUAACUACUGAUGAACUGCUGGUAGCGUGUCCUUCUCCAUCUUGUCAGUUCACUCGUACAAAUUAAACUAACACAUCACUUAAUCAUUUAAUCUGUUUAAACUGAAUAAGACAAAUGAGUGGAACUGAUGUGAAUUUGUGUCCCAGGCCAAACAUACGUGUCUGACUGAGUGUGUCUGUGUCCCUCCCUCCAUAUCAAUGCAAAAAAGUUUGACACUCCACUUGAACAUCUACUCCAACUCCUCCAACUAACCCAGCUACAUCUGUGUUAGUCUGUUUUUUUCUUCUCAACCAAUGCUUUGAAUCGACCUGAAAGCUAAUUUCAGUUUUCUGUAGCAAAACGUUUAGUAACGUUGAGCCCCUUGUGUGCCUUUGUGUAACACCACACCAGGCGCUCCCUCCUAUGAUGCCUGGUUGGUUGUCAGUCAAGCUGUGCGUUUUAGAGGUCCUCAGCUGACGAAAGAACCAAUCAUUAUGUGGGGUUUUAGACACAGAAAUAUGGUCACGUUCCAGGAUGACCUUGUUGGAGAUGUUGCAUUGUAUCAACCAAUGUUUGUGUGCCACAUCAUCGACUCCAGUCUGGCAUCGGAUUACUACGGUUGAGUAGUAAUGCCUGACUACAUUGCAGCAAAUGCCACAAAUGAAGCGUGUAUCCAGGACAAACCGUGUCCAAAAUGGCACCCUAUUUCCUAUAUAGUGCACUGCUUUUGACCAGAGGCCUAUAGGGCCCAGGUCAAAAGGAGUACGCUAUGUAGGCAAUAGGUUGCCAAUUCGGACACACCCAAUGCCUAGAUGUCAGCUAAGGAUUUUGUUAUGAGAAAUCACAUUGACGCAAUGUUCAAAUACUAAAUGUCAGAUUUUUAUUUUUUAACACACUAAAAGAAAUGUUCAAGCUACAAAUGUGGAUUAUGUCUAAAGAGUUUUAUAUAGCGGUUGUCUUUAAAUUGGGACAUGGAGUCCGUUCUCUUUGUGUAACUUUAAUCUAUAACAAUUCCAGUAUUCUCUGUGCUUUUGUAACAUAAUCCUGUAAAUUAUUCUUAUUUGGACUAUUUAUUGUUAGCAGGUUGAGAAAGUGUUUUAAAAGGAGCUAUAUGUAAUAUUUUUGCAUUGUAAUUUCAGAAAAAUACCUUAUAUCAGCUGUAAUAGUGGAGAGUGUUUUAACAAUGUUUAAUAAAAAAAUUGAGCCCAC
Molecule: messenger RNA, 5724 nt
Organism: Salvelinus namaycush (lake trout)
Lineage: Eukaryota; Metazoa; Chordata; Actinopteri; Salmoniformes; Salmonidae
Product: protein cramped-like
Exons: 20
Coding region: 129-3854 (1241 amino acids)
Biological process (GO): pattern specification process
Cellular component (GO): nucleus
Molecular function (GO): chromatin binding
Source: RefSeq, a predicted model, not a curated record